Eucalyptus grandis is the source of this 1531-nucleotide messenger RNA. RefSeq names its product lipase. Lineage: Eukaryota; Viridiplantae; Streptophyta; Magnoliopsida; Myrtales; Myrtaceae. The record is from RefSeq and is a predicted model, not a curated record. The coding region runs from base 251 to 1315 and encodes 354 amino acids. The transcript is spliced from 10 exons. Gene Ontology annotation, biological process: lipid metabolic process.
ACUCCCUCCGUCGUCGCCUUCCGCGCCAGUCGAAGCGAUUCCCCAUAAACUCAGCACCGCACGGAAGCUGCCCAGUAGCGAAUCGGACCGUAUCGCCGCCGCGCGUCCUCCGAGACCCCUACCGGCCGGUCGCGAUCCGCCGAUCGCCGAUGGAUUUUCCCGUUUCCUCCUCGAUUAGCGUGGCUUGCGUCGGCGGAGCGAAUCGGCGGCGAUUUCUUCUGUUUUCGGUUUGAUUUUGGAGCUGCGGGCGAUGGAGCGGGGGAGGCGGUGGUUAGGGCUGGCGUUCUUGCUAUGCCUAUCCGCUUCUUGCGUGGCGAGAGAACUUAAGGUCAAGCACAAAGACAGUGGCCCUGCUUAUAAUCACACCCUUGCCACAAUAAUGGUGGAAUAUGCAUCUGCAAUUUACCUUUCAGAUAUGCAAGAACUUUUCACGUGGACAUGUCCCAGAUGUGGUGACAAAACUGAGGGAUUUGAGGUCAUAGAGCUUGUCGUGGAUGUACAGCACUGUUUACAGGCAUUUGUGGGGGUAGCACAGGAUCUUAAUUCUAUAGUAAUUGCAUUCAGAGGGACUCAUGGAAACAGCAUCCAGAAUUGGGUUGAAGACCUUUACUGGAAGCAGCUUGAUCUAAAUUAUCCUGGCAUGCCUGAUGCAAUGGUGCACCAUGGAUUUUAUUCUGCUUACCACAACACAACCAUACGGCCUGGAAUUCUAAAUGCUGUUAAAAGAGCAAAAGAGUUGUACGGGGAUGUCAAUAUCAUGGUGACAGGACAUUCCAUGGGAGGGGCUAUGGCAGCAUUUUGUGGACUUGAUCUCAGAGUAAAUUGUCUAGCUGAGAGUGUUCAGGUUAUGACAUUUGGACAACCUCGUAUUGGCAAUGCGGUUUUUGCAUCCUACUACAGUGAACUUGUGCCAAAUUCUUUUCGGGUUACCAAUGGGCAUGACAUAGUACCUCAUUUGCCUCCAUAUUAUCAUUAUUUCCCGCAGAAGACCUACCACCACUUCCCAAGAGAGGUAUGGCUUUAUAAUGUAAACUUGGAGAGUUUGGUCUAUACAAUUGAGAAAAUUUGUGAUGAUACUGGGGAGGACCCAUCAUGCAGCAGGUCCGUUACAGGGAGCAGCAUUUCAGACCAUUUAGUUUACUUCGGGGUGGAGUUGAUGGGCGACCCAUCAGGAUCAUGCAGAAUAGUCACAGACCCUCAUAUAAUGAAAUAUGGAACUGCAGAUCCUGAGGGAAAUCUUGUAUUAUCCAAGACUCCCGUUGGCUCCGUCUUGAGAUCUGGUGCGGGAUCAAAUGACGGGCAAAGCAUUCUUUAGGAUUAUGUUCUCUUGGGGAGAUAAUUUUCUUCAGCAACGAAUAUAUUAAAGUAGACGGUGCAAGCAUGUAGAGCAAGCUUCAUCAUUCUUUGUACAGUUCUUCUAAAGAAGACACGAUGUCGAAUAAUUCACGUGCUUCGGCUUGGAAAGGGUUGUAUAUAAAGCAGUGAGUCACGUAGACCAUCCUCAUCAAUACGAAUAAUAUUUUACUUCCUA